AUCAGGUCACACCAGAGGAACCAGAGGAAGAAGAUUAUACUGACAGUGAUGAUAAUUGUUAUACUGAUAAUGCAACGCCUGAUAAAGAAGUAACUAGUAUCAAGGUUCUACAAAAUAUUCAAAAUCUUGCCCACGUUAUUGGAAGAGGAAGAUCGUCUAAACGUCAUUAUAUGAGUAGUAUAGAAAAGGAACAAAGUCAUAGAGGAACUUCUAGAG
Dentiscutata erythropus is the source of this 216-nucleotide messenger RNA. The record is from the annotation of a GenBank genome assembly. NCBI's taxonomy places the organism in Eukaryota, Fungi, Glomeromycota, Glomeromycetes, Diversisporales, Gigasporaceae.